This is a messenger RNA of Cloeon dipterum, 2151 nucleotides long. Its product is annotated as protein snail homolog Sna-like. Gene Ontology annotation, biological process: regulation of DNA-templated transcription. Bases 83 to 1303 code for a protein of 406 amino acids. The transcript has 2 exons. The record is from RefSeq and is a predicted model, not a curated record. NCBI's taxonomy places the organism in Eukaryota, Metazoa, Arthropoda, Insecta, Ephemeroptera, Baetidae. Gene Ontology annotation, molecular function: RNA polymerase II cis-regulatory region sequence-specific DNA binding; DNA-binding transcription factor activity, RNA polymerase II-specific.
GGGAGAAACAGUGACUGCUGGCUCGCGGAUCAGUGCGUAUAGCAUUCUUUGACUUAGAGAAUUUUCAUCAACCAGCAGCAUUAUGCCGCGGUCAUUGAUGAGAGAAAACUACCGCCAUUGCCCACUGAAAAAGCGACCAGUAGUGGUGAUCAGAGAUGAACCAGACGACAAAGAAAUGGAAGUGAGCGAACCAGAAAACUUGAGCACCAAGCCACAGGACCUGAGCGUGCGGCGGGUCGAUUCACCAGUGUCACCUCCCCCGCUGGUGAUCUCAACAACGCCGUCACCGCCACCCCUGACGUCGCUGCCGCCGUCUCCGCUGUCGCUGCCUCCGAUGUACCUCCACAAGCCACCCAGCAGCGGCGUGCUGGAACCACUCAGCCUGAACACCCCUGUGCCCACCGAGCAGAUGAGCUGGCCGCCGAUUGCCCAGCCGAGACACCUCCACCACCAUCAGUUCUCGCACCACCAACACCAACACCUGCCCCACCAAACCAACUACUUACCCUACCCGUCAUUCGGGCCGGUGUUGAUCAGACGACCGCCGGUGAGCACCGUGCAACUCCCUCAGCAGGCGUUGUCGCGCCCGAGGUCGUUGUCGCCGACACUAGCGCAGCACCGGGUGUACUCGUCGUUCAUGCCCACCUACCCCGAAAGUACCGCCGAACUGAAUCUGCUGUCGCCGUCCAGCUCGUCUGCCUCGUCCGGCGAGAUCUUCGGCGUGGAGGACCUCAGUCGGCCGGCCAAGGGGACGGCGAACCAGAAGUUCAGCUGCCAAUCUUGCAGCAAGAGCUACUCGAGCUUCUCCGGCCUGAGCAAGCACCGCUCCCUGCACUGUCCGGCGUCGUCGGUGUCCCUCACCUCGGACGACGACAACGCCAACAACAACAACAUCAACGCGCCUCCCAAGUCAUUCAGCUGCAAGUACUGCGAGAAGACGUACGUGUCGCUGGGCGCGCUCAAGAUGCACAUCCGGACGCACACGCUGCCGUGCAAGUGCAAACUGUGCGGCAAGGCGUUCUCGCGGCCGUGGCUGCUGCAAGGACACAUCCGCACGCACACCGGCGAGAAGCCCUUCUCGUGCCAGCACUGCUGCAGGGCCUUCGCCGACAGGUCCAACCUCAGGGCGCACCUCCAGACGCAUUCGGACGUGAAAAAGUACUCGUGCCAGCACUGUAGCAAGACCUUCUCGCGCAUGUCGCUGCUCGGCAAGCACUUGGACGGCGGAUGUUCCGGCAUCAGCCAGCACAGCGUAGACUCCAUUAUCAUGCAGCAGCAGCAGCAGAUGCAGCUCGUGCACUGAUUCUCCGCCUCCUUGUAAAAAAUCCACCGCUCUGAGUACCUCCCUCUGGGUCGUCGCAAUUGGUCCGAAUUUUACCUGACGUGGAACUGCCCCAAAAGUAAUUCGCCCACUCCCCAGAAAGAAACUUAAUCAUGAUCUUAACCAUUUUUUUUAAUAAAAGGAACAUAUCACACAAGUAGAUAAUUUUAAAUGAUUUAUUUUUUUAUUUAUAGUUGUCAUUAGGACUCCGCGCCCUACUGACAACAGACAUACAUUCCAAAAAUAUGACAGAUUUUAAGAAUUCUUUACUCCUAAAUCAAGCUUGACAAUUCCACGAAAAUUCUCCAGGAUACAGUCAUUCGGGCUAAUUACGGGCCGACCCUCCUCAGCCGUGAAGCAGCAUUGCCAUAAUUAUUUAUUCAAUUUUUUGCUACAACGACUUUGGCGAAUUCACCUCAUGUGCCUUGUUGUAUACUUUGUCGGUAAUUCUUGCUUAAGUGCCAAGACCAAGUUGAGCCCGAGCUUUUCCUCUUUUUAAACUUAAUUUAUUACUUUACAUUCCUCUCACAAAAGCGCAAUGGAUUUAAUUUCGUUUAGUGUAGGAAUCCACCGAAUUGAAAGCAUAUUUAGUUGUAAUUUUUCCUAUUACAUAUAUUAUUUGGCUUUUCUUGCUCCUAGUCAUUGGCAUGCGUGCGUGCUGCCUGAAUGUAACCCAAUUACAUAUUUGCGGUAAACUUGUAUAUUCCGUGUGUAAUCCUUUUGUACUUUUCUAGUUCUGAUUCGAUGAAAAACAUGGUGUUAUUUUACAUAUAAUUUUUUAAAAAUAAAAACAAAAGAACCUGAAUAUAUUUUAGGUUAAAUUUUAACAA